AUGGAAACUUAUUCUGCCUCAAUAUCACCUGUUAUAUGUAACAGCACAAGUUUCAACUUAAAUGGAUCACAUUUGUGUAAUGAAAGCCUAUCUUCUAGAUUAGCUGAUAAAUCAGAACACCAACAAUAUGUUAUUGGGCUUUUCUUAUCAUGUCUUUACACAAUAUUUCUCUUUCCUAUUGGCUUUGUGGGAAACAUCCUGAUCCUGGUAGUCAACAUAAGCUUUCGUGAAAAAAUGACCAUUCCAGACCUUUACUUCAUAAAUCUUGCAGUAGCUGAUCUCAUUUUAGUUGCUGAUUCUCUUAUUGAGGUUUUUAAUCUUGAUGAAAAGUAUUACGAUAUCACUAUUAUUUGUACCUUUAUGUCUUUGUUCCUUCAGAUCAACAUGUAUAGCAGCAUUUUCUUUCUGACAUGGAUGAGUUUUGACAGAUACAUGGCACUGACAAAAGUAAUGAGGUCCAACAUAUUUCGCACUAUGCAACACGCUAGAUUAAGCUGUGGGCUCAUAUGGAUGGCAUCUAUUUCUGCAGCACUAGUCCCAUUUACAGCUGUGCAUUUACAACACACCGGAGAGGUCUAUUUUUGUUUUGCAGAUGUAAAAGAAAUCCAGUGGCUAGAAAUAACCCUGGGGUUUAUUAUCCCCUUUGUGAUCAUUGGGCUUUGUUACUCGUUAAUUGUUCGAGUUCUUAUAAGAGCACAUAAGCACAGAAGUCUCCGACUGCGGCGCCAAAAGGCUCUUCGAAUGAUUUUUGUUGUUGUCUUGGUCUUCUUUAUCUGCUGGCUGCCUGAAAAUGUCUUCAUUAGUGUUCAACUUCUUCAAAAGAAGAGCGAGCCAGUCUCUUCAAGCAGCCCAUCCUUCAGACAUGACUAUCCUUUAACAGGACAUAUCGUGAAUCUGGCAGCUUUUUCGAACAGCUGUUUGAACCCCUUAAUUUACAGUUUUCUAGGGGAAACCUUCAGAGACAAACUGCGACUGUACAUUGAGCAGAAAACAAAAAUGUCAACAUUACAUCGCUUCUGUCAGGCUGCCUUAACAUCUGUCAUUCCUGACAGCAAUGAGCAAUCAGAGGUCUGAUUUAGUAGUGGUUGUAUGAAACACAUGACUGUGAAGUUGUGCAAAAAGUGAACAAAACGCUUGCUACUAAGAGAAAAAAGUGUCUGUGUGUGUGUGUAUAUAUAUUCUCGCUCUACUGAGCAUUGCAGGUUUAUAUUAAAAAUGUUUUUAUGACAAGACUUUAAUGUAGAAGAAUAUGUUCUAGUCAGAUUUAUAUUUAAUUAAGAACAGGAUUAUUAAAAGCCGAGCACUGAAGGAGCUUUAUU
Chaetura pelagica (chimney swift) is the source of this 1319-nucleotide messenger RNA. It is a transcript of the gene GPER1, whose product is annotated as G protein-coupled estrogen receptor 1. Gene Ontology annotation, cellular component: membrane. Lineage: Eukaryota; Metazoa; Chordata; Aves; Apodiformes; Apodidae. The record is from RefSeq and is a predicted model, not a curated record. Gene Ontology annotation, molecular function: G protein-coupled receptor activity. The transcript has a single exon. Gene Ontology annotation, biological process: G protein-coupled receptor signaling pathway. The coding region runs from base 1 to 1074 and encodes 357 amino acids.